This is a messenger RNA of Ostreobium quekettii, 339 nucleotides long. The record is from the annotation of a GenBank genome assembly. NCBI's taxonomy places the organism in Eukaryota, Viridiplantae, Chlorophyta, Ulvophyceae, Bryopsidales, Ostreobiaceae.
AUGGAGAAGCUGAGACUUUUGACAAAGCUGGAAGAUGCUCGUGUGCUUUCGACUCUUGAGAAAAGCGGCCUCACUCUCUCCAGGAUUGAGCAGCUUGGGCUGUUGUCCAUAGCUGAGAAGUUGGGACUGCUUUCUGCAACGUCCAGCAGGGCAACUCCAUUCCUCGUAUACGCCGUUGCCUUUGGAUUGCUUGCGGCUGGCCCUGCAGUCGUAUACUACACCCCAGACGAUACCACAGCUGCAGUCAUCGGCCAGUUCGUCAUCGCGGCGCUGUGCGCUGUGGGAGGAGCUGCUGCCUUUGGGGGUGCUAGCCUUCUAUUCUCCCUGCAAAAGAAGUAA